AUGGCUCGGGCUUCGUCUUCCCGUCGCUCCACGGUGCUGCGCUUCCGGGGCUGCGCGCACUUUCGUCAGCGUCUAGUAUGCGCUACUCUGAGCGGUCGACCAUUGAUCAUCGAGGAUAUCCGUUCAGAAGACGAGAACCCUGGCCUCACAGCGUUCGAAGCGAGCCUAUUGCGGCUACUGGACCGCGUGACAAGCGGUAGCCACUUGGAGAUCAACGAGACGGGCACUAAGCUCAAGUUCCAACCAGGACUUGUACUAGGUGGCCGUAUAACCCACGACUGCGGCACUGGACGCGCCGUCGGCUGGUUUCUCGAAGUUCUCGCAGCUCUCGCACCUUUUGCCAAGCUGCCACUGCACGCGACGCUGGACGGUGUGACCAAUGACCAUGUGGACAGUUCGGUGGACAGCUUUAAGGCAACAACACUGCCGCUGCUGCGGCAUUUCGGACUGGAAGAAGGGCUGGAUCUAGUGGUCAAGAAACGCGGCGCUCCGCCGCUUGGAGGUGGACAGGUUAUCUUCCGGUGUCCGCUGGUUCGUCAGCUUAAGGCUAUUCACCUGGUGGACGAAGGCUUCAUCAAGCGUGUACGUGGCGUCGCGUACAGUACGCGCGUGUCCCCGCAGACGUCUAACCGCAUCGUGGAGACCAGUCGCGGCCUCUUCAACAAGCUACUUCCUGACGUCUACAUCUACUCAGACCACUACAAGGGCAACGAGUCCGGGCAAUCUCCAGGGUUUGCACUGAGUUUAGUGGCCGAGACGACCACAGGAGUCUUCCUGGGUGCAGAGGCCGCUGCCGAGCCUGGAGACCUACCAGAAGAUGUGGCUACACGAGCUUCGCACGCUAUGUGCGAAGAGAUUCAGAAAGGUGGAUGCGUGGACUCGACCAACCAAGCUCUUGUGCUGUUGCUCAUGGCUCUCGGACCAGAAGAUGUCGCCAAGGUGCGUGUGGGAAAGCUCACGCCCUACAGUAUCGAGUGUCUACGUCAUCUACGCGACUUCUUCGGCGUCAUAUUCAAGAUCAAACCCGACCCCGAGACCAAGACGGUGUUGCUCUCAUGUCUGGGUGUGGGCUUCAAGAACUUGGCCAAGAAGGUCACCUAA
Molecule: messenger RNA, 1101 nt
Organism: Phytophthora infestans T30-4
Lineage: Eukaryota; Oomycota; Peronosporomycetes; Peronosporales; Peronosporaceae
Product: RNA 3'-terminal phosphate cyclase, putative
Exons: 1
Coding region: 1-1101 (366 amino acids)
Biological process (GO): endonucleolytic cleavage of tricistronic rRNA transcript (SSU-rRNA, 5.8S rRNA, LSU-rRNA); ribosome biogenesis
Cellular component (GO): nucleolus
Molecular function (GO): RNA endonuclease activity
Source: RefSeq, a predicted model, not a curated record